Molecule: messenger RNA, 2805 nt
Organism: Oncorhynchus kisutch (coho salmon)
Lineage: Eukaryota; Metazoa; Chordata; Actinopteri; Salmoniformes; Salmonidae
Product: CD82 antigen-like
Exons: 8
Coding region: 29-802 (257 amino acids)
Cellular component (GO): plasma membrane
Source: RefSeq, a predicted model, not a curated record
GUAUUCUGUUGUUCACAGAGCGAUCACAAUGGGGAAAGGCUGCAUGAAGGCAAUCAAGUACUUCCUGUUCCUCUUCAAUGUCCUCUUCUUCCUGUUUGGCGCCCUCAUCAUGGGGUUCGGACUGUGGGUCCUUCUGGACAAGGAGAGCUUCAUGGUCAUCCUGCAAGAGUCCUCCACAGCGCUGAAGAUAGCUUCCUACAUCCUGAUAGGUGUCGGUGGUCUCUCCAUGUUGAUGGGCUUCCUGGGUUGCCUGGGGGCUAUCUACGAGAUCCGCUGUCUGCUGGGCCUGUACUUCACCUGCCUGCUGCUGAUUCUGAUUGGUCAGGUGGCAGCCGGUGUACUCAUCUACUUCCAGAAGGACCUGCUAAAUAAGGAGAUGUCCAACAUCGUGACCCAGAUCCUGAGCAACUACCCUGGGAAGAACAGCACCACCGAGCAGGCCUGGGAUUACAUACAGAGGACGAUGGAGUGUUGUGGAUGGAGUGGUCAUAUGGACUGGCAUGGUAAUGCUGUCGUAGUGAACAGUUCCCAGCUGUUGUUCCCGUGUUCCUGUCAGAACGUGUCUCUGGUUGAGGGUAACUCCUCCUCCGACAGUGGUUUCUGUGAGGCACAGUCAAAUGAUUGGCCCGUCUACGACAGGGGCUGUAACUCCAGUGUAGAGAGCUGGCUGUUUGCCAACGUUGGAGUGAUCCUGGGGGUCUGCCUGGGAGUGGCUGUCAUCGAGCUCCUGGGUAUGAUCCUGUCCAUAGGGCUGUGUAAGAGCAUACACACUGAGGAUUACACCAAAGUGCCAAAGUACUGAAGAUGAUGACGGGGGACGCUAUGACACACACACACACACACACACACACACACACACACUCACACAUACACACACACACAUACACACACACACACACACAUACACACACACACACACACAUACACACACACACACGGUGCAGAUGUUUAUUUGCUUUCAUUUUUUUUGUUUUUUGUUUUUUUUGGGGGGGGGGCACUUGCCUUUUCUCUCAGUCCAGUUUCCAUCGGAGCACUUUAGAGACUGUAGUUAUGGAUUAGAGAGGAAGACGAGAGCAGACCGGGUCACAGAGACAAACAGGAAAGAGAGAUGUGGAGAAAGUGAGGACAGGAAGAGUGAAGAGAGGACAGAGAAGACGAGGAUGUAGAAAGAGAUGGAGGGUCUUCUCCUACCCUCGGCAGAUGCAGUCUACCACAUCCUUGACUUCUGGGGAAAGAUCCAUUUUAUCAUCAGGAAUCGAUCAUGAUCGGCGUUGUUUGUCAGCUCUCAUAGGGUCCAAUCCUAACUUCAGAUAUAGAUGGGUAACUAUCAUGAUCGGCGUUGUUUGUCAGCUCUCAUAGGGUCCAAUCCUAACUUCAGAUAUAGAUGGGUAACUAAUCAUGUUUUGAAAAUGUAAAAAUAUGAGAUUUUCAAUUGGAGAAUUUAAUUAGGAGAUUUGUGAAAAUGUGAGUUGCGUUCGCCGAUCUCAAGUUCGGUUAACGGUCGUUUAUUGAGUUGACCUGACUAGAAGACGAAGAGUUCGGGUUAUUGGACUCCUGGAAAAUAAAUAUUUUUAAUUUUCUGUUCUUCAGUGUCUUGAGGAGUUAUGCAUGUUUGUUUGUUAUAGUACCUUGUAUAUAAUUUAGUUUGCUAUUUCGUGAGCCUCUGAAUCUGCGGUUUCUUUGUGAUGUUUUUGUUGUUUUUCGAUGUAUUUUUCAUUUUUUGUGCAGUUUUGAUAUUUUGUCUUGAUAAUUUUGUUUAAAGUAAAUAGGAAUAAUGAGAUACUAAAGAGGACCAAGAUUCUGCUACUUUAAAGUAGGGGAGGGGGGGGGGUCUUGGCCCGUAGGGGGGGGCUUCCCCAACUGGUGGCCCACAGGGGAUAUUAUUUGCUGCGUUUUCUGAGCUAGAUAUAUAUAUGUAAAUCUGUUCUAUAGUAUUCCCACGCGUAACAGAGGGAUAUAUCUGACUGUAUACAAAUCUAAACAAGCUUAAGAUAAAUAUUAUAUCUAUUUGGUCUUCUUGAGGUCAAUUUUCAGUCUACAAAUGAUUUGUGUUCCGGCUCCUUGACCAUCCGCUCAAGAAACAAAUCAUCCCUCUGCUGAAUCUAGUGAAUGACUGCUCUUAAAGGGGUUGCGCUCUUAAUUAUCCCACAGUGGCAAAGAAAGUCUCCGUUUACAAUUAUCUUUUGAUGACAAGCAGAAUACUUUGUUAUGAAGUUUAUGUUGAUUGUGGCAUCUUUUCGGGUUGUGAGUUACUCUGAAGCAUUUUCAUCUUUUCAGGUUGUGAGUUACUCUGAAGCAUUUUCAUCUUUUUUUUUGUGAUGACGGCUUUCACGUAAAUAUCUCAUUUUCCUUCAGAAGACAAACAUACUGUGUUUCGUUAAGAAAUGAACCAUUUUGUUUUAACCCUGAUCAACAAAAAAAAAUUGUUAUGUGACCUUUUUCUGUGAGUGAAGAGCAAAUUUAAAUAACAGAAGCUGGGUUCUGUUUUUUGUUUUUGUUUUUUUAAGAGGAAAAACGUCCAUUUUGUUCUUGAGAAAAUAUCCAUUUUGGACCAGAAAUUCUUUAUGUACAGUAAAUCAUUCCGAUUUAAAUUCAUGUAUAUUAUUAAACUUUGAAUUAAGGUUUUUGUUUUAUAUUUAGGCUUUUCUUCUUUUGAUAACCUUUGACCUUGGAGUCAUUUUCUUUUUUUACCGGUAGGACUAUUAAUUUAGAACUUGAACUUCUGUCUACUAGCUUGAUCAGUCGACGUAUACUCACCCCAUUGACUCUGUUUUGAUUUGGUCAAUAAACAUUGAAUAAGACUGA